Molecule: messenger RNA, 1519 nt
Organism: Saccostrea cuccullata (small rock oyster)
Lineage: Eukaryota; Metazoa; Mollusca; Bivalvia; Ostreida; Ostreidae
Product: D(2)-like dopamine receptor
Exons: 1
Coding region: 14-1519 (501 amino acids)
Biological process (GO): neuropeptide signaling pathway
Cellular component (GO): plasma membrane
Molecular function (GO): neuropeptide receptor activity
Source: RefSeq, a predicted model, not a curated record
CGAAUUUUGCAGGAUGACUAAUAUCAGUGCUAGUGAGUAUGUCAAAGAACUGAACGAUGAGGCGGUGGAGGCGCUUAUUCCCGCCAUUAUUUACGUUGUGAUCCUCAUGGUCAUCGGUGUCGUCGGGAACCCUGUCAUUGCAUUCUUUUAUGGCUUAAAAUUGAAACCGACUCCAUCUUACAUGUUUAUUGUGGCUUUAGCCAUUUUUGAUUUUGUCGUUUGCGUUAUUUCCAUGCCUCUAGAAAUCGUUGAUUUAAUUCGAUUUUACACAUUUGAAAGUGCCAUAGCUUGCAGACUUUUAAGAUUUGUGAACUACUUUAUGUCCAUAUCAAGUGGAUCAAUUCUCAUUGCCAUUGCAGUUGAUCGCUACCGGAAAAUUUGCAAGCCGUUUGAUUCCCAAAUAUCAAUGAAAAUGGCCCGAAUAAUAAUAGCAUGUGUUCUUUUGGGGUCCUUAUGUAUUUCGUGGCCAAGCUUCGUGUUUUAUACUGUUGUGCAAUUGAAUCUAACAGAAAUUGCUGGUGCAGUGGGUCAAGAUUGUACCACAAGGCGUGACGAUUCCUACAAAUUCUAUAUUACUUUAUACAAUGGAAUUUUAUUUCUUAUGUUCAUCAUAGCCAUUACAUCCCUGAUCGUUCUUUAUUGUCUCGUUGGGAAACAAAUUUUUAACCUUCGAGACUUCCGGUUUUAUGCACAGCGAAAAAGAAAAAAUUCUGCACCACCGAAAAGUAGCAUUACUCAAUGUACAGAAGAAUCAGUUGGACUUGGUUCCGUUGCAGAUUCGAAUUCCUCAGAAAUUUCCAAGUUUGAAGAAGUCGUCGUGACUCCUAGUGGAGAAAGCAGACGACCUACAACAAUCACAGCGAUGAAAUUCAUGUCGAGAAACAAGUCAACUAAAAUAUGUGAAUGCGAUGAAUCUAAUAUUUCUGAUGGAAUAAAACAUUUGCCUGAAGACAAUCGUCCUACUACUUCGUCAGAGAAAAUGCCUAUUUCCCCACGAUCUAAUUUUGCCUUGUCGGAACUCACUAACAGGGAUUCUACAAGAAAGGAAUCCAUUAGAACUGAAAAAUUUAUUCAAGUUCGGGAACCUUCUGAAGAUUUUUCCAAAAAGGUCAACAGGACAACAAACACGCCAAGCACAUCGGAAACCGGAAACGCAAAGCCCUCUGCAAAUUUACACAAGGAGAAAAUGAGUGUUCACAGCAUUAAAACAAAGAAGUACACAAUAAUCAUGUUAUCAAUUACAAUCGCUUUCAUCGUUAGCUUUUUACCAUAUUUGUCCCUUAUGACAUGGAGAACAUUAUCAAAAGAAUUCGAGCCAAACCUGUUCUCGAAAUCGGAACUGGUAGCAUUUCAAAUUUUUAUUCGCUCAUUCCUGAUAAACAGUGCUGUAAAUCCUCUGAUAUAUGGUUUUUUGAAUACGGAGUUUAGGAGUUUCAUCAUAGCGUGUUUUUGUUGCAGGAAAAAUGCUCUGUCUCGCCCCUCAAGGUCCAUUAACAGUAGCUAUUCAAGAACAAAAUAG